CCCUGGCAUUUAAUUUCAAAAAGGGGAAUUACGCAAAAAUGAGGGUAACCCAUGCUCGAGGGUAACCCAUGCUCCUUUAACAAAGAAGCCAGCCGGCAUUUCUCAAUCUCGACAGCCCUCGGCACCGCAGCCGCAGCCGGCACCGGGGCUUCUUAAAGAGCCAGCUACAGCGGCACCCGUCUUAUCACUGCCGAGUGCUGAAAUGCCUGCAAUCACUGCUCCUCACAGGGAGCUGUCUUCAGCACCGGCAGGGGAACAGCAUACUCCUGCCCAGAUGCUUCCUUCUGAGCCUUUAACCCUUCAGUCUCCAGGCUCUGCACAGCCUCCAGCAGCAGUAAAAUCAAAUACCCAGGGAAUCUCCCUGCGUACCUCACCGGGGUCGUAUCAGGACCCAUCUCCUCACCCUUGUGCUUCUACGCACAAUACAAGAGAUCACAGGGAUUAUUAUCACCGCAGUCUCUCAUCUCGUCACCAUUAUUACAGAGAGCGUAGCUGUUCACACCAGAGAUGUUCUAGAUCUCCUUCUCCUGCAAGACGCUCACUCUCACCAACUCGUUCACCACGAAGCACCUAUUAUGUCAGGUCUCCAUGUUCCUGUCGGUCAAUUAGCCCACACUCUGUGCUUUCAGAGAUUCCCAAACAUUCUCAGCUACAACGUACGAUACCUUCUCGUUCUCCGAUGCACCAAUCACAAAUGUCAGACCUAGAGGAAGGGCAACUCUCGGAAGCUGACCCGGACAUGUCGCCUAAUACCUGUUCACCAUUGCCUUCUAGGGAUGAAUCGCUGUCUCUGGGCGAGACGUCACCUCCGGACGAUCUUAAAGAAUUCCAAGACCUGUUUAAACAUGCCGCACAAUCCCAGGAGGUGCAACUUACUGAGUCCCAGGUUAAGCAGCAUAAGUUAUUUAAGAAUUUACACCCUAACCAACAAAGAAAGAUUGCCCUCCCAAUAGAUGACGCUACCUUGGAGGUAGCACAGGACAUCUGGCAGACGCCAACAUCAAUACCGCCCACAAAUAAGAAAAUGGAUAAAAAGUAUUUUGUCUCGUCCAAAGGUUUGGAAUUUCUUUUCAAUCACCCGCAGCCGAAUUCCCUGAUAGUGGAUGCAGUUCGCCAUAAGAGCAAGAUGUCCCAAUUUAAGAAUUCCCUACCGGAUAGGGAUACAAAGAAAUUGGAUUAUUUUGGUCGAAAAGUUUACUCCUCCUCAACCUUGCUACUGCGGGUUGCCUAUUAUGCUGCUCUUUUGUCAAACCAUAACUUUGACAAUUACUCCAAGCUCCCGGAACUUAUGCAACAUCUCCCUGACAAUAAGAGGUCUCUCCUUAAAGCCGUUGUCCAGGAAGGGUUCACUGCAUGUAGAACAUCGCUUCAGAUUGCCGCAGACAUUGCCAACACAGCCGCUCGAGUGAUGGCAACAGGUAUCGCGAUGAGAAGAGCUUCCUGGUUAUUGUCAGCGGGAGCCCCUAAGGAGUUGCAGUCCAAAGUGGAAGAUUUACCCUUUGAUUGUCAAAAGCUGUUUGCUUCUACUACCGAUGAGGUUCUCCAUUCUGGCAAGGACUCUUGUACUACCCUUCGAUCUCUAGGGAUGUACACGCCACCUUUCAAACGCAGGCGGUACUACCCCUUCCAGAGGAGAUAUGAUUACUUCUCCUAUACACAGAAACAGCAACGCGGCUCCGACCAGCCUAGAUUUAGACAGCGCCCUCAAUGCAAACGUCAGCAGCAGAAUCGCUCUUCAGCUCGGCCUUCCCAGAAGCAGCAGGUUUGACUCCUGUGCGGGGGACUCGAACACAUCUCCACCGGUCAACACAUUAAAGCCUGCCACCACCUUAUUCCACCAACGCCUGAGGCCAUUUCUUCAUCAAUGGGCCACCAUUACCUCAGACUGAUGGGUCCUAGAGGUUAUAUCAUCAGACCUAACGAUCCCGUUUGCUUCAA
This is a messenger RNA of Pelodiscus sinensis (Chinese soft-shelled turtle), 1938 nucleotides long. Lineage: Eukaryota; Metazoa; Chordata; Testudines; Trionychidae. The record is from RefSeq and is a predicted model, not a curated record.